This is a messenger RNA of Contarinia nasturtii (swede midge), 888 nucleotides long. RefSeq names its product 4-coumarate--CoA ligase 2-like. Gene Ontology annotation, molecular function: long-chain fatty acid-CoA ligase activity. Bases 1 to 888 code for a protein of 295 amino acids. The transcript has 4 exons. NCBI's taxonomy places the organism in Eukaryota, Metazoa, Arthropoda, Insecta, Diptera, Cecidomyiidae. The record is from RefSeq and is a predicted model, not a curated record. Gene Ontology annotation, biological process: long-chain fatty acid metabolic process; fatty-acyl-CoA biosynthetic process.
AUGAAUUUUAUAGGUGUUGCUUUGUCGCAUGCUGCAAUUCUCGACAGUGCCACUCGAUUGGAAUCAAUCAUAGAACCUUCAGAUGUAACUCUAUCAUUUAAUAUUUUAUGUGGUAUACGCAGUACUCUAUGGUUCAUGGCAACAUCCUUAAAUGGAUUGACGUGUAUUGUGAAUCCGGGAGAAUUUUCACCAGAUCUUUUUUUUGAAAUAGUAGAACAGUUCAAAGUGACAUCGUCACCGACAUCAGCAUAUAAACUCUUAGAUAGUGAAAACAUUGAAACUGCAAAUUUGUGGAGUAUAAAACAUUAUCUAUGUUCCGGUUCAAAGUCAUCAUUGAACCUCAUACAAAGUAUGAAUAAAUAUUUGAAGGGCGGUAAAUUUAGUCAAGCUUCUGGAAUGUCUGAAGCAUCCGGAUAUAUCGCCAUGAAUUUGGCUCAUUCGGAUAAUGACUGUGCAGAAGAAAAUCACGAUGAUUUUGAUGAUGAGGGAUUCUUUCCUACUGGUGACACUGUUCGUUUUGAUGAAAACGGCGACAUGUUUAUCAUCGAUCGUAAAAAAGAGUUGUUUACAUGUAACGGUUACCAUGUGAUGCCAGCUGAAAUUGAGGGAUUCUUGAACAAUUUAGAUGGUAUACAGCAGUCUUGCGUAGUUCCAAUUCCGGAUUUACAAAGUGGAAACAUUCCGGCGGCUUUGAUUGUGAAAAAUAAAGAAUCAACUUGCAACGAAGACUUUAUUUAUGCUUCCGCACUGAACCAUUUUGCCCACUGUAAACGCCUUCAAGGUGGUGUUUACUUCGUCGAUUCGAUACCAAUGACCGAGACCGGAAAAUUUGCUCGUCGUUCAGCUAUUCAAUUAGGCAUUGGGCUGUAUAACCAAAGAAAGCAAUAA